ACAAACUUGUCCAAAAUAAGCCUAAGUAAUAGGGAAAGUUUAAAUAUUUCUCUCUUCUAAUUCUUCCUACAGAUUCAUUGGACAAGCACAAGGAUAAAUAGAGGACACAGAUAAGCCUUUGGACUCGAAUAACUCAAAAAACAUGACAGGGGCAGGUGUUAAGAACGAUACCAAUUUGUUGAACAACGCUGGUGAGGCGGAUACGGCGGUGGAAAAUGUCGGAGGAAGUGGUGACGGUGGUGAAAGUGGAGAGACAAUUCUUCGCGAGACAGGUGAUGAUAGGCGUACAGAGGAUGUGGAAGAAGGAGAAGAAGAAGAAGAAGAAGGCAAAGAAGAAGAAGAAAAGUUCUACACAGUGGAAGCUAUCCGUAGUAAGCGAGUUCACAAAGGUAAGGUGCAGUAUCUGAUCAAAUGGUGUGGGUGGGCGGAAAGACAUAACACCUGGGAGCCUAUAGAGAAUCUGGAGUCUAUUUCUGCUUCUGUAGAUGCAUUUGAAAAACGUUCGAGGAAGCGGAAGGGCAAGCAUGUAGGUUCUAAUUCUCAGUUGAAGAACAAGAACAAGAAGAAGGAGCAAGGUUUGAUUGGAAAGGAGAAAGAACAUGAUCCGACACUCAACGAGUUAAGAGGAGCAGUCGUUAACAGUAACGGUGCGGGGAGUUCUCAGGAGGGAGGAGAAGGCAUUGGUUCUGAGGGUGGCAAUGCAAGACCAAACGGCCUUCUCAGGGUUACGCGUAAGAAUAAGGAGGGUUGUGUCGGAGGUGCUAAGAGGAGGAAGUCUGCUACGGAAAGAUACAUACCAGAUGAAACCAUCACAACUAACAACCAGAUAACAAUAGCUACCGAUCAGAACGAGACACCAGACUUGGACAUCGUGAGGAUCCUCAAGCCAGUGGAGGUUUCUAAUUCUAUAACAAACAAUGGACAAGAAUCGUUGGUAACUUUCUCGGCGCUGAGGUCUGAUGGGGAGGAAGUAACGGUUGACAACAAGUUUCUCAGGGCUCAUCAUCAUCAUCUGCUACUUGAUUUCUAUGAGCGACAUAUCACUUACAGGCAGGAAAACUAAGGAAAAUGUGAGUGCUUGUAGGUAGAACAAGAUUAGAUGUGCAGAGUGGAUUUAGUGGCAAGUUGUUAAUCCGUGAGGUUUGAGAUUUGUUUCUCAUCUCCUCGGGUUUGUUUAUGAGUUCACUUUCUGUUAUAGCAAAUCUUGUCUCUUGGACUUUAUACAUUUCUUCUAAUCGAGAACUUUGUUAAACUAGCUUGUUCAAAAAAUUUAAUUUCAUGUCUCGUUGAUGUUGUCAAAGUUGAUUUCCAUCCUCUUGGUAUUU
Messenger RNA from Raphanus sativus (radish), 1325 nucleotides. Its product is annotated as chromo domain-containing protein LHP1-like. The coding region runs from base 143 to 1063 and encodes 306 amino acids. Lineage: Eukaryota; Viridiplantae; Streptophyta; Magnoliopsida; Brassicales; Brassicaceae. Gene Ontology annotation, biological process: heterochromatin formation. The transcript has 6 exons. The record is from RefSeq and is a predicted model, not a curated record.